CUUCCUCCCCCAUGGAAAUGGAAAAUGGAAAAUUCCUACAUUUCGUUUCCUCUGCUUUUCGCUUCCAGUUUCAGAAGAUGAGACUUACUUAUUUGUCUAUAAUUAUUUGAGUGUCUCAUCUCAGGAAGAAGAAACCAAUAAACAUUUGCAGAGAGAGAGAGAGAGAGAGACCCAUUACUCUCUCUGUGGAAGGAAAUAGCAAUAAGCUUCAGUGAUGGCGCAGUUUGCAGCACAAGGGCGAGUUAAGUUGCUCUUUAACGGCGAGGGAGUGGCAUUGGAACAAAAAGGAGACCCAUUUAACAAUUGCAUGUUCACAUCAAUCCAACCCCACACUUACAACCGCAGGCUCGGCAGGCCACACCUGGAUUCUACUAGGCUUUACUCUUCUUCUUCUAUGAACAAGGCAAAGCGUUUGAAUGCCGAGGCCCGUUUGUUUGUUGGCGGCGAUGAGGCUGGUCCUGGUCAUGACGAUGCUGCUGAGUUUGAGAGGGAUGAUGAGUUGGCUUGUUUCAGAGGCCUCGUCUUGGAUAUCUCCUACAGGCCAGUUAAUGUUGUCUGCUGGAAGCGUGCUAUUUGCUUGGAAUACAUGGAGAAGGCGGAUGUACUUGAAUACUAUGAUCAGACUGUAAAUUCCCCAAAUGGAUCCUUCUACAUACCUGCUGUCCUAAGGGUUCCGCAUUUACUGCAGAUUGUAAAGAGAAGAAGAAUUAAGAACAAUCUUAGUCGUAAAAAUAUACUAUGUCGGGACAGUUUCACUUGUCUGUACUGUUCUUCACGUGAAAACUUGACUAUUGACCAUGUUUUGCCAAUUGUACGUGGUGGAGAAUGGAAGUGGGAAAACCUGGUCACUGCAUGUGCAAGAUGCAACUCGAAGAAAGGGCAGAAGACAUUAGAGGAAGCAAAUAUGAAGCUCACUAAAGUCCCCAAGGCUCCAAAAGACUAUGACAUACUUGCCAUACCGCUGACCAGUGCCGCAAUUAAAAUGCUGAAAAUGAGAAAGGGAACUCCUGAAGAGUGGCUCCAAUACUUAUCAAAGCCUUCUUCAGAGCCAUGACAUUCAUGGAUUGUUGCAGUUGUACAUUUAUGUGCUUCGUCCAUGUUAGAUGUGUGCUCACCCUUGGUGCUCAAGUCUCCUAAAAGCACAUCAUUGCUGAUUUGAUUUGCUUUAUUUGCCUUUAGAAUUGUAAAAUAUUCAUGUAUAGUAACUCAAUAUCUGAUCUAGUAUAACUCUACCUUGGUUUAGGCCUUUAUUGUAUAAAUUUGAAAGGUCAAAAA
Molecule: messenger RNA, 1275 nt
Organism: Prunus avium (sweet cherry)
Lineage: Eukaryota; Viridiplantae; Streptophyta; Magnoliopsida; Rosales; Rosaceae
Product: HNH endonuclease
Source: RefSeq, a predicted model, not a curated record